AUGUGGCUCUUGUGGAUUGCACUAUUGAUAUUUACGGCGGAACUUACCUUUUCCGACGCGACAGUCUACGGCAGCGUCAACGAUAGUCCGGAAGACACGGACCAACCGUCGGCUUCCGGUUCUUCAUCUGGCUUGGGACUUCUUUCACAACCUUCCCCGCUGGACUUUGUGGACACCCGCGGUCGCUUCGGUUCCCGUGAAAACUCUGACGAAUCUUCCAAAGAGACGGAUUUGUUCAGCCAGAUAAAACAUCUGCAGUUGCCGGCCAAGGCUCAUCAUCCAUACACCUCGGGCCACGAAUUUAAACCCGCAUCCGACUCGGAGAUGGCCAACGUCCGGAACUCUUUGGCAACCGUUCUGCAGGUGCUGCUGCCCUACGGUCGUCUUCAGCAGCGUCCCGGCAGCCAUGGACAUGCCGAUGAUCACCCACCACCGUUUGGGGACGAUCCGGGGGACUUUUCCAGCGGUAACCCGCUGCUACCGGACGGACCCGAAACGGCCAACUACAUGCUGCACGGAAAGCUGGUGGAAAUAGGUCCGAGACGAUAUGGUGCGGCUCGCUCCUUGCUGGCCGAUACGGCGGGCGAUGCGCCUCUUGGGGCCGUGGGUCAGAAACGAGCCGCCGCCCUUCGUUCGACCGUCGCCCGUCGCUCGCACGCCCUGCCGGCGGGAGCGGGAAGUGGAAACGGAGAGGACGGCAGCUUCCUGCCUUCCAUCAGUGUUGGUGAGUUUUACGGCGCGCUGACGAAUCUGGGAGACUUCUUCCAGAACCUCAAGCACAACCUGGAGUCGCUGGAGUCGAAGCAUCUCAACACCGAGCAGGUGAAGCUGCUCGAGGGCCAGAACAUGAUCAGCCACCUGCGCAAAGGUUUCUUCUAUUCCAGAGUUUGUCGCGGACUAUCCAAAGCCGGCGGGCAGUGCCGCCUUCCUGCACGCCAUCCGGAACUAUCGGCCUUCGCAUCGAAUUCGGGCGCUGGUGUCCACCGUGCCGGAGCUGUACCGUGGCACCAACUAUCACGAUCCCGUGUAUAUGCUUGCCGGACUCGGAAAAUGAGCUACCCGCCGACCAUCCGACCGCCCCACUCGGUUCUGCUGGCGUCCUGCUAA
Anopheles coustani is the source of this 1107-nucleotide messenger RNA. RefSeq lists its product as uncharacterized. The record is from RefSeq and is a predicted model, not a curated record. The transcript is spliced from 4 exons. The coding region runs from base 1 to 1107 and encodes 368 amino acids. NCBI's taxonomy places the organism in Eukaryota, Metazoa, Arthropoda, Insecta, Diptera, Culicidae.